Messenger RNA from Panicum hallii, 1119 nucleotides. RefSeq lists its product as uncharacterized. Bases 1 to 1119 code for a protein of 372 amino acids. The transcript is spliced from 2 exons. Lineage: Eukaryota; Viridiplantae; Streptophyta; Magnoliopsida; Poales; Poaceae. Gene Ontology annotation, molecular function: ubiquitin protein ligase activity; zinc ion binding. Gene Ontology annotation, cellular component: cytoplasm. The record is from RefSeq and is a predicted model, not a curated record.
AUGGAGGCAGGAGAUGGUAGCCCGACCAGCGAGUUGCUCGCGCCACAGCCGCCGCCGCUGCCGGAGAGGAUCAAUCGCGGCGGCAAGAGGGCAAGGGACGGGCCGCUGCUGUUCGGUACCCAAUUGAUCAAGCACGAAGGGAAAGACGACGAACUCGUGGUUGAAGCCGCACCACAAGGAGCAGAAGCAAUCGUCCCAUCGGAGUCCCCGGAAAAGCAGCCGCCGGCGGCCGUUCAGGUGGACAAGGCCAAGCUCUACUGCUCGCUGGGCGCCUGCUCGUUAACGCCUCCCAUCUACCAGGUCGGGCUCAUGAUCUCUUGCGCGGUGGGGCACCUGGCGUGCUGCAGCUGCCGCGUGAAGUUCCCCGGCCGCCGCUGCCGGACCUGCCGCGACCGCGGCACCGCCUCCUCCGCCUACGCGCACUGCCCCGGCCUCGACCUCUUCUUCGGCGACCUCCGCGUGCCGUGCGACUUCGAGGAGUACGGCUGCAGGGCCUACGUCCCCUACUUCCUCGGCGCCAAGUACCGGGGCACGUGCGAGCACGCCCCGUGCCACUGCCCGGAGCCCGGCUGCUCUCUCCUCUGCUCGCCGCGGACGCUUGCCGCCCACCUCGCCGUCGACCACUACUGGACCGUCUACGAGGUCGCCUACGGCACGCCGCUCCCGCUUGCCAUCUCGGUGCCCGCGGUGGCAGCCUCGGGGUCGCCGGCCCCGGCGCGGGACCUCCGGCUGCUGCGCGGGGACGACGCGUCGCUAUUACUGAUGGCCGUGGGCCCGCUGAGCGACGGCGCGGCGGUGUCGGUGGUGCUUGUCCGGGCCACGGCCAGCCCUCCGGCACUCCCGCGGUACACGUGCACGUUCUAUGCGAACCCGCCCCUGGGCGCGGCGGACCUCGAGGGGGGAUACUUCUUCGCGACCGUGCCGGUGAGGAGCAGCGCGCUGGCAGACGGCGCCGGCGUCGCGCCGGAGAAGGAGCUGUACUUCGCCGUGCCCUGGGAGAUGCUGUGCGGGGGCAGCAGGGAGCUGCUCGGCUGCUCCUCUCCGUCCGCAUCGAUCGCUCGUCGGGACCUGAACCUCCUGUCCAAGACAAGAAGAAGAUCACUGAGAGCUGAUCAGUAA